AUGAUGUUUCUCGGUGGUAUUUUGAUCGCUAUCUUUGCACUUGCAUGCCAAGCGGUCCCUUUGGUCGAACGCCAGUCCAAUGAGAGUACCUUUGGUCUGUAUGCGUACGGCACCAAUAUCAACGGUCUACCCGUCUUUUAUGCCGAUGGCCUAGCACAAAUCGGCGACGCAUCGCACUCCUCCGCAGCGACCGCUAGGAAUGUGUACUUUACAUCUAAUUCCACUGACUCUCACACAUGGAUUGCCCACGUCAAUAACACGCUGCCCGAUAUCGUUUAUAGAAAUAUCAUUGUUAGGGCUUUCGAUGUCAGUGCGCCAGAUUUCGGACCCACAGCAGAAAGCCUGAGUACCCAGCUUCUAUGUCUCACCCAGACGAAUUCAACAUCAACGACUGAUCCAGUUGGUUUCGUUGCUCCGGCUGACUCUGGGGGCAAGAUUGUCGACACUUUCACUCAGUACAGUUACAAUGUCAUGCUUAGUGAACAUAACGCAAGGUUCUAUGCAAGGCCCAAUGGCAAUGGUACCUAUGACUUGCUAUGGAGUACAGUUACAGACAAUGGAGAUAUUCCGUUGCUAUUGAAGACAAUUGGAGUGUGGGAACAACCAGUCUCGGUGGCCCCUGGCAAAUAA
This is a messenger RNA of Penicillium longicatenatum, 630 nucleotides long. RefSeq lists its product as uncharacterized. The transcript is spliced from 3 exons. The record is from RefSeq and is a predicted model, not a curated record. The coding region runs from base 1 to 630 and encodes 209 amino acids. NCBI's taxonomy places the organism in Eukaryota, Fungi, Ascomycota, Eurotiomycetes, Eurotiales, Aspergillaceae.